CCCAGAACUCCAGUGUGUUUCAUAAUGGCGCUGCUGAGACGCCACAGCGGGACAUGGGACGAGUGCGGUGUACUUCCAAAACUGUCGCUGAAAGGACGAUAGGCGUGGAGAGAAGAAGACUGUCUUACAGGACAAAACGUAUUUAACUCAUCAGAUGCCAGUCACAGCAGUGUUAGGGAAACUCAGGGAUCAUGUCAUCCACUAAGACUGCACGGCGGCAGAGCCAGAAGAAUACCCGGAACAAAAUCUCCGCAGCAAUGUCUGCAGACUUGUCACCGGACUCCAAGUGUCCCAUCUGUUUGGACACAUUCAGCAACAUCUCUUACUUGGAUCUCUGCUUGCAUAAGUUUUGUUUCCGCUGCAUCCAUGAGUGGUCCAAGAACAAAGCAGAGUGCCCACUGUGCAAACAGCCAUUUAACUCAAUCUAUCACAGUAUAAAAUCUGAACAAGAAUUUAAGAAGUAUGACUUGCAGCCAUUAGAGAAUGGCUCCUUUGGGACUUUUGGGGGAGCUCGGUUCCGGUACCGCACCACUCUCACAGGGGUGCAAAGGCAGACUCAGAGAAGGACAUCCACACCCCCAGACAGUGGAGUAAUGUUUGAGGGCUCAGCAAACCCUCCUCAACAGCGACGGGACCGUAGCCUCAGGCACAUGAUGAUGACGUUAGCAGCCAGGAGGAGAGCUGCUAGUGAAGGCAGGGUAGUGCGUCGUGUCACAGAGACAGAAAUGAUCAAUUUCAGGAGGGAGCUAUACCGGCAAGGUGUGAGGGUUCGAAGCGUGCGGGACGGGGGCCGCUCCCGAGACACCACAGCUGAGUUUUACAGACGGAAUCCUGCCUGUCUACAUAGACUCGUGCCCUGGCUAAAACGAGAGCUCAUGGUGCUGUAUGGGGCCCAUGGUUCUUUAGUCAAUAUAGUACAACACAUCAUCAUGUCACGCAUUACCCGCUAUGACAUGGAGGAUGGAGCUAUGGAGGAAGAGCUCAGGCCUUUCCUCCAGGGGCGUGCAGAGCACUUUUUACAUGAGUUUAUCAGCUUCGCAAAGUCUCCAUUCAAUAUGGAGGCAUAUGACCAGCAUGCUGUCUACGACUGCCCUGCUCCUUCCUCUAAUGAGGACAGCAGCUCCAACUCAUCAGUUAUAGCAAUCUCAGAGGAUGAGCAAAACUCUGUGGAGUUGGACCCCCCAGGAAACUCUAUGUCCGCUCUGAGCCACUCUGCAUGGGAUGAUGAGACGCCUGGGCCAUCAUAUUCUACAACAGAGGAGAGCAGAGUUCAGCGGCUAUCAGUUCCAGACUCAGACUCGGACAGCAGCGUAGAGGAGGAGCCACAUGAGUGCCAGGCUUCUCCACAGCACAGGAGUCCUUACAACCAAACAGACUCAUUUCAAGUUAAAAACGACGAGUGCUUGUCAUCUGACAAUGAUGACUGUGUCAUUGUAGGCUUUGUAAAGCCAACAGCAGAGAGGACUCCAGAGCUGGUUCAGCUCUCUUCUGACUCUGAGAAUUCUGACCACGAGGAGACUUUAGAAGUGCCUCAACUUCCCCAACACAUUCGCUUUACCAGUCUCAGUCCUCCAACUUCACCUAGCAGGGCUCCAAGUGGUGCUGGACGGUCAGAGAGCAGAGAAGGGGAGUGUCAUCACUCAGGUUCAAAAGAAAGAUACAGUCCGUCAACGUUAAGACACAAGCCAUCUAGUAAGUCAGACAGAAGAACCAGAGACUGCCAUGAAAGGGAUAGUAGAAGAUACCAUAGUGGCGAUAGAUCGAAGAAGAGACAUGGGUCAAGGAACAGAGACAGAAAGAGGAGAAGGUCAAGAAGUCAAGAGUGCAGUAGGAGUCCAGUGACUCUCUCCAGAAGUAGGAGACGUUCUCGUUCCCGUAGCAGAGACCGAUCCUACUCAAGAUGGGACAGCGACGAUAAAAGGAGGGACUAUGGUUUCAGCCGUAAUUCACAGUUAUACAGCUAUCACCUCCAGUCGUAUAACUGUCACGGCCAAGAGAGAGAUGACAGUAGGGCGCAUUACACAGAGAAGCGGUCCUACUAUUUCAGUUGUCACAAGAACUCAGAUCGGCGCUCUUAUUCUCGUUCCAGGAGCCGCAGUGGAGAAUGUCACAGAAAGAGCAGGAGGCAUUCCCGAUCAAGGACUGACUCCAGCAGUUGCUCACCUUCAACAAGAAGGAGGUCUCACCAUGACAAACCUGCUGGGAAGAGAAAAUACAAAACAAGGCACUUGGAAGAAACUGCCAAUAGCUCACCUUACAAAUCAUACCCAGGACCAGAUUCCUCCACGUCAUUAACAAAAGAACACAAAAAGAGCAAAGAGAAACAUCAUAAAAAGUCAAAGGAGAAGUCAAGGAGGAGGAGCAGAAGCCUCAGUGUGGAGAUCGUCUAUGAGGAUAGCUCGUCUAAACACAGCAAGCGACACCAUAAGAAAAAGAAGAAACACAAGAAGAAAAGCAAGAGACAUAAGAGUAAAGAGCGCACAGGGAGGCAGUCGCCUACUGUCAUUACCAUCGAUAGUGACGGGGAUUAUUUUGUUGAUGACAGCAUCACCCAGGCCAGCAGCGCUAACAAGGACAAUUCAAUUAACAAUACUGCAGAUAACCUUGCAGACUCCACCCAUCUGGACUCUGUGGUACAAGCGGGGAACCAGAUUUCCACUGCAGUUGCUGGUAAAGAUGUGUCAGAGAUGGACUUGGUCCCAGAUGACCACCAUGGUCUUCUCUCUUGACUCUUUACUUUUAUGUCAAAUGGUGCUGUUUUGCUAGUUAAGUGCCACUCUUCUAAACAAUACAAAACGGAAUAAUAUUGGAAGUUGUCUCUGGAAGUCUCUUUUUUUUUUUUUUUUAAGUAUCAACAGUAAUUCUGGAGAAAAUACUUUUAUUUUAUUUUUGUGUUGCUCUCUCAGGGAUGACAUUGAAUACAAUGAUUUUUGCUACUGUAUGUCCACUGUAUUCAUGAGACCAAACAUCAGUAACUAAUUUAUAUCAGCUGAUGGUGUGAAAUUACAAAGAAACCCUUUUUGAAAAUAAUGCGUAUUUAACUAAUAAAUUCUUAACAACA
Molecule: messenger RNA, 3061 nt
Organism: Myripristis murdjan (pinecone soldierfish)
Lineage: Eukaryota; Metazoa; Chordata; Actinopteri; Holocentriformes; Holocentridae
Gene: toporsa
Product: topoisomerase I binding, arginine/serine-rich a
Exons: 2
Coding region: 192-2729 (845 amino acids)
Biological process (GO): protein polyubiquitination; protein monoubiquitination
Molecular function (GO): ubiquitin protein ligase activity
Source: RefSeq, a predicted model, not a curated record